Molecule: messenger RNA, 252 nt
Organism: Prunus armeniaca (apricot)
Lineage: Eukaryota; Viridiplantae; Streptophyta; Magnoliopsida; Rosales; Rosaceae
Source: the annotation of a GenBank genome assembly
AUGAAGAAAAGCAUUCUUAACAUCAAGUUGACGGAGAGAUUACCAGCGAGAGACUACAAGACUCAGAAUGGUACAAACAGCGGCGUGCUUGACAACCGGACUAAAGAUUUCAGAAGUCAAGACCCAGUUGUUGGUGGAAACUUUGACAACCAGGCGGGCCUUGUAGAGUUCAAUACUACCAUUAGAGUUCCACUUAUUCCGAAAAAACCAUUUACAGCCAACUGGAGCAUGCAGGGCGGAAUGAGGAACUAG